Molecule: messenger RNA, 3047 nt
Organism: Sclerotinia trifoliorum
Lineage: Eukaryota; Fungi; Ascomycota; Leotiomycetes; Helotiales; Sclerotiniaceae
Source: the annotation of a GenBank genome assembly
UCCCUCUUUUUAGAUGUAAAAGCAUCUCCCACAUCCUCCUCCGUCGCAAUCCUUUAAUAAUCAAGCUCUUGGAUCUCUCUCUUUGUAAUCUGAUCACAUCCCUCCCAGAAACCGAGAAAAGAUAUAUAUCACGUGACAUAUUCUUGAAGUCCGAUCGCAACAACCUGUCUUCUCGGGGCCUGGAACUUUCGUUAGCAUGGUUAUGCGAUGGAUGGAACGAGUCCUGAGCAUCUAGGCCUUUGACUGUCGAAUUUGGAUCGGAACAUUGAGGAAUCUUGCUGAGCUGAGGUUAACGUAGUUCAGCCUGAAGGCUCAUUUGAUUGCCAUAUCCGAAUCGGGACAUUGAUGAGUGAGCGCUAUCAGCCUUACCCACAUUUGAUUUUGAUGCACCUCAUACAUCUCCCCUGUCGCUUGCAUGGAUAGCCAAGAAACUUCCUCCAGAUGGCACUGUCAAUUUCAAGAUUGUACAAAGUCAUUUCAGCGAAAAGAACAUUUGACUCGACAUCAAAAGUCUCAUUCCGAUACAUCCCCAUCACAUAUUUGCAGGAUAUGUCAUAAAGAAUUCUCUCGCAGUGAUGGACUGCAGAGACAUCUUGGACGUCAUGGACAACAGUUUAAGAAGCCCAUUGGUCGGAGUAGAAGAGCAUGCGUUGCUUGCCAUUCUAGUAAGAUUAAAUGCGAUGGAAAGAAUCCAUGCUUAAGAUGUGAGAAGAAGAGGAUUCCUUGUCAAUAUGGCUCAGGGCAAGAAUCAUCUGUGGCUGCCGGGGACAGUAGCCGAGAUGAAGUUUCUAUAGGAAAUGAUAGUGGUGAGGAGGGGUCAGAAUCUGUCAUUUCUGAUAGUCUAAAUGGAAUUGCGAAGUCUGUCGGGAGUCGAGGGUCUGGUCAAACAUCCAGUCUUUCUGAGGCAUUUCUUACGGAUCAAUCAUGCGAUGCUACUCAAAUGUUCAAUUCUAGUCAACCAUCCAAUCCACUUCAGACAUUCAAUUCCAUUCCAACAAGCAGCCCUUUACAAGAAUCACGUGGAUCAUCAGCAAACAUGGCAGUAUUUGGCGGUUCGCUUACUGCUGAAAAUUGGAAUUCACUGGCUUUGGGAAGCCUAUCUCAAGGGAUUGUUGAUUGGUCAAAUCUGAGAAUCCAACCAGACGCACCCCAAACUGGAGAAUCGCACCAUAACCCCCUUCUUCCAACCUCCAAGCCCGACUACCUGUGUUCACUGACCACAGAAACUGUCGAAAGAUACCGCACUCUAUACUUUGCUCACUUCCACGAUCGCUGGCCUAUAAUCCAUUCACCAUCUUACGAGGAUAAUGAGGAGGUGCCCAAGCUUCUACUCCCAUCUAUAUUGAUGAUUGGUGGUUGGAUCGACGGAACUCCAACCUCGAGAUAUUGGGCUUUGAAAGUUCACCAUAGUUUGGUAAAGCGUAUCAUUCCACGUCUGUGUCAACAAGAAGAUAUAGACACAAUGAUGCAGCCUCUGCCUAUAGUUUUGUACCAAUGCGCCUUACUCAAUAUCAUUUUAGCAUCAUAUUGCGGGAAGCGUGACGUUCUGGCAAAAGGAUUGGUUUUGCGUAAUCUCCUUGCUGCCUCCAUAUAUGAGGUUGGGAUUUUAACUCCCGGGACUAUCUAUUUAGAUGAUAAACCGGGUUUCUUUCUACCAUUACAUCUGGUUAAGCAACAACAAAGAAGGAGAAUUGCAAUUGGUAUAUUCAAGAUUGAUACAUAUUUCAGUAUCAUAAAGGGACAGCCACUAUUAAUCAAACCAGAGGAACUACACUUCACGGUUCCCGAAACUUUCGCAGUUUGGAAUGCUGAUGGGCUUCCAGUCUUUGAAGUUCGUCGGCGAAAUGAACCGAAAUCUCGAUGCCAGCGGUCAAUCAAUAUGAUGUUUGAAGAGGUGACGCUCGGGACGAUUGACUUCUCGGAGAAUGAAUCUAUGCUGGAGGAUAUCCAAAUGUGUCUUUGGGCCAUGCAGUCACAAAUCUCGCAGCUUUCAAAGCAAGACCCUCAGAAGCGCAACGAGCUAAGUCUAAAUAUUCAAAGAGAAUCGUUGAAACGGCAGCUAGAAUCAUUAAAACGUGGUGCGACGAAACUUUGCACAAGGAUGUCCAGCCGGGUGGUGUUGGAACAAGCGGAUCAUUCUCCCAUGCGACAUUAUUAUGGGAUUGAAGACCAUGACAAGCCCGGAUGGGAAAACAUCGUCUCUAGACGCAUUCACAGAUUCAUAUUUGACACCUCUAUCCUGUAUCACCUGAUGAGUCUACAAGCAUUCACCGAGACACAGACUCUAAGAAUGCUAGCCAAAGAUCCCGCUAUCCCUGACAACAUCCGAGGAUUCUUCGGAGAAGUAUAUUCUCACCCACAUUCCUCACGUGUAUCAACAGCACGCGCAUGGAUUCAAGAACCCAACUCCCGACGAGCAUUAUGGCACGCUAUCGAAAUCCUGCAAAGCCACAAUAAACUCAACAUGACCUCCUCCCUCGUCGACUUCAUCCCCGAUCCAAUAUCCUACAUUGCUCUAGCCUCCGCAGCAUUGGUCAUCUGGGCACAUUGUAUGUACGGUCAGGAAACCUGCAAUCCGGAGUCAUCUGUUUCCAUACCCGUUUCUCACCACGAGGGUAUGUCGAUCGAGUUGACGAAACUAAGCGAGGUGAUUAAUGGUGCUUCGUAUGAUGAAAGGGCCAAGGAGGUUUGGAUUGAGAGUGGUGCUUGUUUUCGAGCUUCGCUUGAAAAUGUUCGGUUGUGUGGUUGUAAUGUUGGGAUUUUGAUGGCUAAGCUACGCGCUUAUAUGCCGCGUGAUUGGGAGGUGGUAGAGGAGAUUGCGCCGAAUGUUUUGAGGGAUGCUUGAUUUUAAGAGUGGCUGAGAAAGUAUUGUCCGGUUUCUCAAUUGUCCGGUCUGCAGUUCCACAAUGAGAGGGUUUUGAAUCUUUAAGAAAUUUUGGAAGAUUGAAUUUAGUCUGAAUGCUAAAAUUAUUUGGAAUAUUCAAUUGUAUUCAAACAUUUGCAAUCGUAUUAAUCUAGCAGCAUAUCAUCCGGAUUCUCUCAAUUCA